UCCUCUUCUCAAACACUCCAAAUAAUAAUGAACUCUCUUCCUGAAACAACGUCUGAAACAAUUCCAGAUGCCUGGGAUUUCAAGGGUCGUCCAGCUCUCAGAUCCCAAUCUGGUGGUUGGACUUCAGCCGCCAUGAUUCUAGGUGGAGAAGCUAUGGAGAGAAUGAUGACUCUGGGGAUCGUUGUGAAUUUGGUGACUUAUCUGACAGGAACGAUGCAUCUGGGAAACGCUUCAUCUGCCAACAUAGUCACCAACUUCUUAGGAACCUCGUUCAUGCUGUGUCUGCUCGGAGGUUUUGUGGCCGACACAUUUCUGGGCAGAUACCUCACUAUUGCCAUUUUCGCAGCCGUCCAAGCAACUGGUGUUACAAUCUUGGCGAUAUCAACAGUAAUCCGAAGUCUACAUCCUCCAAAAUGCAAUCCAAAUACCGACUCCUCAUCAUGUGUCCCAGCCAACGGCAUGCAACUAAUGGUUCUCUAUUUAGCUCUCUACAUCACUGCUCUUGGAACCGGCGGCCUGAAGUCCAGCGUCUCCGGGUUCGGGUCGGAUCAGUUUGAUGACUCAGACAAGUCGGAGAGGAAGCAGAUGAUAAAGUUCUUCAACUGGUUCUUCUUCUCCAUAAACAUAGGAUCCCUAGCGGCAGUAACAGUUCUUGUGUACAUUCAAGAUCACGUGGGAAGAGAAUGGGGAUAUGGGAUUUGUGCUUUUGCCAUUGUGAUUGCUCUUAUUGUGUUCUUGUCGGGUACUAGAAGGUACCGGUUCAAGAAACUGGUGGGUAGUCCGUUGACCCAGAUCGCGGCGGUGUUCGUUGCUGCUUGGAGGAAGAGACACUUGGAGUUGCCGUCGGAUUCGUCGUUGCUGUUUAACGUCGAUGAUAUUGCAGAUGGACAGAAGAAGCCCAUGUUGCCUCAUAGCAAGCAGUUCCGGUUCUUGGACAAGGCAGCAAUAAAGAACCCAGAAAUGCCAGAAGAAACAACGAGAGAGAGAAGGUGGUAUCUUGCAACCCUAACUGAUGUUGAAGAAGUGAAACAGGUGAUAAGAAUGUUACCCAUAUGGGCCACCACCAUCAUGUUUUGGACAGACCACGCCCAAAUGAUCACAUUCUCGGUGUCGCAAGCAACCACCAUGGACGGCCACAUCGGAAAAUCUUUCAUUAUCCCGCCGGCAUCGCUCACUGUCUUCUUGGUAGGAAGCAUUCUGCUCGUAGUCCCAAUCUACGACAGAAUCAUCGUCCCCAUCACAAGAAAAUUUCUUAACAACCCUCACGGAAUGACCCCGUUGCAACGCAUAGCUGUUGGUCUGUCCUUUUCAAUUCUGGCCAUGAUUGCAGCAGCAGUGACCGAGAUCAAGCGGCUCCGAUCAGCCGAAUCACGCGGGUUGACAGACGAUCCAAAUGCCCAGAUUCCGAUGAGUGUGUUGAGGUUGGUCCCACAGUUCUUGCUUGUGGGGGCAGGGGAGGCAUUUACGUACAUAGGACAGUUAGAUUUCUUCCUAAGAGAAUGUCCCAAAGGAAUGAAGACGAUGAGCACAGGGCUGUUCUUAAGCACACUGUCAUUAGGGUUUUUCUUCAGCUCAGUGUUGGUGACGAUAGUUCAUAAGGUGACAGGUCACUCGAGCCCAUGGCUAGCAAAUAACCUAAACCAAGGGAGGCUUUAUAACUUCUAUUGGCUUCUGGCUAUUUUGAGUGCUUUGAAUCUGGUCGCAUUCUUGUUUUGUGCCAAAGGGUAUGUGUACAAGGAAAAGAGGCUCGCCGAGGAAGGCAUAGACUUAUUGCAGGAGGAGGAACCUGAUGCUGCUUGCCAUGCAUAGCAAGUUUCCGCUCUAGCCCUUGAUUUGGAUGUGGAAAAAAUUAAAUAAAGCGAAUAAAACUUUGGGAAAGAAAAGAUAAUACUAUUUUUAAGAGUUUUCUUAUUGUAACUAGUAUUCUCUCCUCUCAUUUUUUUUUUUUCUCUAUCCAAAUCAAGCCCAAGUCUCAAUGUCCUGGUCUCUCCACGUAAAACUUGAAGACUACUUGUGAGACAACUCGUACGUGAUCUGAUGUAGAAUAGUCAAAAUUAUAUCAUUUUGUGGCAUUUUUACUUGUGUUGUUGUGCAUGUGUGUAUUUUCGUAUGGUCUAGUGCCUAGUGAGUGUAGAAGGAAAUAACGAAGUAUUUGAGCACCACAAAGAUGUAGGAUUUGGCGUGAUGCGAAGUAUCAGGUUUAAGUUUGUAAAACGACAUCAUUUUGUAUCACGAGGCUUGGGUAUUCUCUGUUGAGUUCUGGAACUCGAAAUGCAAGGUUGUAUUGCAAUUA
Molecule: messenger RNA, 2293 nt
Organism: Prosopis cineraria
Lineage: Eukaryota; Viridiplantae; Streptophyta; Magnoliopsida; Fabales; Fabaceae
Product: protein NRT1/ PTR FAMILY 6.3-like
Exons: 5
Coding region: 28-1809 (593 amino acids)
Biological process (GO): transmembrane transport; response to nitrate; oligopeptide transport
Cellular component (GO): membrane
Molecular function (GO): nitrate transmembrane transporter activity
Source: RefSeq, a predicted model, not a curated record